AGAAGCUUCUUGGUGGCUGCGCGAGGACAGCGAGGUUCCUGCCGUGCCAGCCAUGGACAACGCUCCUCAGGCGAUCAGCCUGCUGGGCUGCCACAUCUUCCGCAACCUGUUCGUCCAGUGCCCCAACGACAACGUGCUAGUGUCGCCGCACGCCGCCAUGAUCGUGGUGUCGCUGCUCAUGGCGGGAGCCCAGCGCACGACCGAGCGCGAGAUGGCCGAGGCACUCAAGGUGAAGCUGCCGCAGUUCCACACGUCCAUGCGGCGCAUCCUGGUGUUCGCGCCGUUUGGCAACUCGCCGGCGCCGGAGGACGAGGACACCGCUUUCAGGAUGGCCAACCGCAUCCUCGUCAACAGCAACCUUCCGCUGAGCGACUCGUUCCGCAAGAUCGGCCAGCGCGUCUAUCGCACGCUGGUGUCGCCGGCCAACCUGGCGCGCCGCAGCGCCGAAGAACGCCGGCUCGUCAACACCUGGGCCGAGGCCAUCACGGGCAUCAAGCAGGUGAUCCCUCCAGACUGCCCCCUGGACGGCGACAGCCGCAUCGUGCUCCUGAGCUCGGCCACACUGGACACGCUGUGGAAGUUGCCCUUCCCCAAGAUGCCGACGAUGCGGCGUCCAUUCGGCAGCUGGACGGCCGUGCCGACGAUGGGACAGACGGCCGUGGUUGGCUACGCCUGCAUCCAGGAGCUGGGCCUGCGCGCCGUCGAGCUGCCUUUCUCGAGCGACGCCUACUCGGCCACCAUCAUUCUGCCAACGGGAAAGUUCGACGAGCUCUGCGUCAAUCUUACGCCCGAGGUGCUGAACCGCGUGUUCGAGGCAGUCAAGGAGCGCCAGAAGGUGAAGAUUGAGUUGCCGCGUUUCUCAGCCACCUUCGAGGCCGAGCUCACUGACGUCUUGCAGAAGCUCGGCAUCCGCGAGGCCUUUACGGACGAGGCCAACUUCAGCGCCUCGUCGAGCUUGUCGGGGGGACUGUCGCUCAGCGUGUCGAGAUGGCGGUAUACCUGGCGCAGAACGGUGACGACGACGACGCCGGUGAGCCUGACAUGGGUACUGCACAAGGUGCAGGUGGGCGUGCACGAGGGCGUCACGCCCACGCUGCCGCAGGAGUGCGAGGAGUCGGCCACCGCUCCCGACGUCGAGUUCCUCGUCAACAAGCCGUUCGUGCUGUGCGUUCGCAAAGGGGACAUCCUCGUGCUGCUCGCCAGCAUACAGAGGGUGCACGUGCCCUGACGUCGAGGGUGAGCGACGUUGAGUGAGCAGAGCUCCUGCAACCGGGUAUGACGGCCCCGCAUAACAUAACCCGAUCCUCCUUGGAAAUCUUGUGCCUAGCGUCAACGCCUGCUGGUGCGGUGUGCUCAGACUUAGUGAAAAUGCUGACGACGUGACAACGUGCGUCAGCAGGUGAACUUGCCUAGCGGACGUUGACAGAAGAGCUCCACAUCACUGGCUUCCUUCAAUCGCACCGGAAGGUUCUUUCCCGCACAUAUUGCUGGAUCGCGUUGGCACGUGAACCCCGUGCGUUUGUAUACUGAGCCACUGUAUAUAAAAGAGAACGUUUAAUUGUCACGUA
Dermacentor albipictus is the source of this 1568-nucleotide messenger RNA. Its product is annotated as ovalbumin-like. Gene Ontology annotation, molecular function: serine-type endopeptidase inhibitor activity. The record is from RefSeq and is a predicted model, not a curated record. NCBI's taxonomy places the organism in Eukaryota, Metazoa, Arthropoda, Arachnida, Ixodida, Ixodidae.